This is a messenger RNA of Mesocricetus auratus (golden hamster), 1264 nucleotides long. RefSeq names its product protein BTG1-like. NCBI's taxonomy places the organism in Eukaryota, Metazoa, Chordata, Mammalia, Rodentia, Cricetidae. The transcript has 4 exons. The coding region runs from base 456 to 941 and encodes 161 amino acids. Gene Ontology annotation, cellular component: nucleus; cytoplasm. The record is from RefSeq and is a predicted model, not a curated record. Gene Ontology annotation, biological process: negative regulation of mitotic cell cycle; negative regulation of cell population proliferation.
ACCAGGUAAAUGAUCUUGAACCCACUCUUUCCCACCAUUACCAUUCUUCCAGGUCUAACUUGAGCUAAAAGGCCUGCAAACAAGCUCAACCUGUGGGGGAAUCAUAUUUUUGUCUUCUUGUAUCAUCCCCACAAUCAGUGGUUGAAUUGUGAUCAGGCUGCCUACUCCUAGACCUGCUUUGCUCUAGCCUGGACCACAGAGCCUGAAGAGACCAGACAACUGAGUGAUCAAGAUUACCCAUUAACCAGCAUCACUGAUCAGCACAUCUUGCCGGAGCCAAUCAUACGGUGCACCAUCCCAGCCUGGCGAGAACUCCAGAUCCAACCCUGCUCAGUGACGCAGCCUGUACUCGAGCCAACCUCCUGAGUGACCCGGGUCUUGCACUCUUGUGACAUCUGACCAAUCUCUAGCCCAGCUGAAGCCAAUCUGCCUGAUCAGCAACCCUAACUGCCACCAUGAUAGGUGAGAUCUGUGCUGCUACAAAAUUCAUCUCUAAGUUCCUCAGCACCAAGGGCCUCAGGAGUGAACAACAGCUGCAGACCUUCAGACAGAGCCUGCAGGAUCUUCUGGCAGAACAUUACAAACAUCACUGGUUUCCAGAGAAGCCCUGCAAGGGAUCAGGCUACAGGUGCAUUCGCAUCAACCAUAAGAUGGACCCUCUGAUUGGACGGGCAGCCCAGCAGAUUGGCCUGAGCGGUCAAGAGUUGUUCAAGCUUCUGCCAAGCGAACUCACACUGUGGGUUGACCCCUAUGAAGUGUCCUACCGGAUUGGAGAGGAUGGCUCCAUCUGUGUGCUGUACGAAGCCUUGCCAGCGGCAGACAGUUCCCAAAGUGGCACCAGUGAGCAAACAGUAGACAGAAGAAUCAGUUGCAAGGAGAAAACUUUCUUGGUCAGAGCAAGCCCUUCUAAAAACUACAAAAUGAUGACUGUAUCGGGUUAAGAUACAGUUUACUGACAGCUCAUCUUAUAAUGGAGGGAUAAAUUUGAUUUUUGGUUUGGGUGGGAUCCUCUGGGGGAUGGAUUAUGGAAUUUAAACCAUGUCACAGCUGUGAAGAUCUAGCACAAGACAGAGUGGUAAUAUUUUUUAAGUGGUAAUAUUUUUUUUAAGUUUGGACAAUACCUUUCAAGGAUUUUCAAGUCUGUGAGUUCAAGAACACAAUUACUUUAUUUGUUAGAUAGGAAGUCCUAUGUUGGCUUCACUUUCUCCCAGACUUUAUAACUGUUGUCACAUCAGUCCCUUUAAGAAAAUUUGUAUUUACUUUA